Akanthomyces muscarius is the source of this 531-nucleotide messenger RNA. RefSeq lists its product as uncharacterized. The record is from RefSeq and is a predicted model, not a curated record. The coding region runs from base 1 to 531 and encodes 176 amino acids. The transcript is spliced from 4 exons. NCBI's taxonomy places the organism in Eukaryota, Fungi, Ascomycota, Sordariomycetes, Hypocreales, Cordycipitaceae.
AUGUUCUUUGCUGCAGCAAACAACAUGAUGAUUGCAGCAUCUGCCGCGCAGAUUGCACAUCUAGACUGCCUCCGUCCCGCGACUUCUGCUACCCUCACUACAGCGACGCCCCCAACUACGCAAAGCCGUGAUACCUCCAGCAGCAUCGGCCAUCUUGAACAACCACACGGCUUCUCCAAACCUGUCAUUGACGCUGCUGUACGACUGCAACGCCACGCUCCCGCUCCCGUACCACGCGCCCGCCGCCACACCCAACGCUCUCGACUGCAUAAGUAUCAAGCUUGCGCCAGCUGCUCUUCAACCACACCACACCUCGGCGGACCCGCUUCCAAGCUGUUGCCUGUCUCUGUCUUGCGCCAGCGCAUCUCCAUCCAGACACCAACCUGCAGCGCCGAGCCCACGAGACUUGCUACAAGCUCUCCUGCUCUGCUCCCGGCACUUAUUAACCUCUCGACCUCGCCCUCGCCGCCCUGUGCAACCGUCUCGUCCUCUCGCUCGUCACACUCCAACAUGCACGCCGUCGUCUCCUAG